Molecule: messenger RNA, 1238 nt
Organism: Tribolium castaneum (red flour beetle)
Lineage: Eukaryota; Metazoa; Arthropoda; Insecta; Coleoptera; Tenebrionidae
Product: pickpocket protein 28
Exons: 9
Coding region: 1-1212 (403 amino acids)
Biological process (GO): sodium ion transmembrane transport
Cellular component (GO): plasma membrane
Molecular function (GO): ligand-gated sodium channel activity
Source: RefSeq, a predicted model, not a curated record
AUGGGAGCAACUGACCGCGAACCCGACUGUCACAUAUUUAGAAAUUCGAAAAACACCCGUUAUGAUAUCGAAACUAUAAAGGAGUAUAUGCAAGCGCUUGGCAGUUUUUACGAUUUUGACCACACCAAAACCCCAAAAUUAUUAACACUUCAGAAAAUCCUGGAACAGUUUCCCCAAAUUGAACAUUUUAGGCCUGGUAAUCUUAUCAAAUGGCUUGCUCCGUCCUGUGAUGAUUUAAUAAUCAACUGCAGUUGGAAAAAUGAGCAAAGGAACUGCAGCGAGCUCUUCCAGCAAAGGUUAUCCUUCGAAGGCUCCUGCUGCAUGUUUAAUUACGUUAAAAACACCGUUGAAAAUAUCAGUGAUAAUUUCCGUAAUAGAAAGAUAAUGUCUGGAGACGCGGGGAUAAACUACGGUCUUACCAUUGAGCUAAAUAACCAAAUUGAUGAUUAUUUUUACACACAACAUGCUUCUUUGGGCGCUAACAUACACAUUUUCAAUCCUGACGAUUAUCCGGACAAAAAUAGUGGCGGAUUAACUGAACAACUCGUCGGAUUGUCCAGGGAAUUUUAUAUGCAACUUGAAACGAUUGGCUUUCGGUCGGUUCCAGAGGUCAUUGAUUAUUCAGUUGAUAAGCGAAUGUGUUACUUCGAGUUUGAGAAAACCACCGCAUUCGGUCUUUAUUCCGAAAGCGACUGUUUAGUAGACUGCAGAAUCAAAAGUAUGAUCGGAUUGUGUGGUUGUGUGCCUUUUAUGAUCCCGCAAAAUCGAUCCCGAGUUUGUGGUUUUUCAGACAUGCACUGCCUUAACAAAUUCCGAAAUAAAUGGGAAUCUUUAGCUCCUCCAGACGGUUUUCAGGAAGCAUCACUACUUCGAGAAGCUCAUCAUUCUCUCAGAUGUGAGCGAUGUUAUCCAGUUUGUGAGAGUUUCUUGUAUAAUAUGGCCACAAAUAAUGAGUUUUUCCCUUCAUUUGGAAAUAACAGUCUUCUACAUAUUUAUUACGUUGACCGUUUCUCAACAAUUUACAAACAAGACAUUCAAAACUACUGGUUUGAGAUAAUAAGCAAACUUGGAAGCUUGUUUGGGCUUAUGUUAGGCGCCAGUUUGGUAAGCUUGUUAGAAAUCAUCGUUUCGUUAGCACACAAAGCUUACAAACUUUUUGAAGAAACUAAAUUUGACGAUGACUUUUGUGAAUGUUGUAUUUGGACAAUUUAAAUAAAACACUUCCACAAUAAGUUGUA